ACGUGAUGUCGGAUAAGCGUCAGCGUGCCAGGGUCCAGGGCUCCUGGGCCAAACAACCACCAAAGCACUCUGGACCAACAGGUGCGGUCCCAAACCGCCAACCGCCCAACAACGUCAACCCUGAUGCUGCUUCUUGGGGAAGCGGGCCACAGAAAACUCCGACGACAUUUGAGUUUAACCAGCCCACCAAGCAAGUCAGAGAUGUUCCUCCAGUGAAGGUGAUAGAGCAGGCAGGUGUUCACGAGAUCAGCCGCGGGCCAGUGGGAGUGUCCAGACUGCGGCUGCUGCCUGGGUUUCUGGCCCCGGAAGAGGCUGACUGGAUGUUCAGUAAGCUGCUAGCGGAGCUUCCCUGGUCCCAGAAGACCAACUACAGGCAGGGUGAGGCGUACGGGGAGCCCCGGCUGACCUGCUGGUUUGGGGAGUUGCCAUACACGUACGCUCGCUCCACCUUGGCUGCCAACACACAGUGGCAUCCGUUGCUGUUGACCUUGCGCGCGGCGGUGGAGCAGGCGAGCGGCCGCAGCUUCAACUCACUGAUGUGCAACCUGUACCGGGACGGCCACGACAGCAUCGGCUGGCACAGCGACGACGAGGCCGCGCUGGGCGACGGGCCCAUCAUCGCCUCCGUCAGCCUGGGCGACACCAGAGUGUUCGCCCUCCGCAAGAUACCUCCGCCGGAAGAGAAUGGCGACUUCACUUAUGUGGAGCAGAUUCGGGUUCCUCUCAGCCAUGGGACACUUUUGGUGAUGGACGGAGCCGUGCAAGACGAUUGGCAGCAUCAAGUGGCUAAAGAGUACCACGACCGAGGCCCGCGCAUCAACCUGACCUUCAGAACUAUGUUCCCAGAGCUGGAGGGCCACAGGCCGGGCACCAAGCUGCGACUCACAGCCGGGCAGCCAUAAAACUCUCCCCGGAGACAGACACUCGCUAAAGGCCGAGAGGGGGCCGUGUUCAGAGGCUCUGCACUGAAGACGCCGAUCCGCACGAUGUUCGGUCCGAUGGUGGCGGCGUGAACGCGACUUAACCCCGUGAGUCCCGACUCGAGUCUUGUGAGCGUCUUCCAGCUCUGCCUGAAUUCACCCGUGAGCCGGAAUGACUCUGCAGUCGGGACCAGUGGGGAUCGUCAGAUAUCAGCGUUUUUGAGAGAAGCCAAUCAGAAGAAUUGAAGGCUGGAUAAAAAUGCCAGCUCUGCAUGUUACUGAUUUUAUUUAUUUGCUCGGCACAGACUGUUGCGUCGGUUCGUUUCAGUUCGUUUGGUAGUGCUUGGCCAAACUAACUAAUGUUCACUCAAAGAGACGCCACGUUUCUUCGAUUGUCUGGAAAGUAACUGGCCACGCAUUUAUUUUUGGAGAAAAAGCAUUUUGCUGUAGAUAUGAGAAGGAACAAGUGGCCAUUUAUUGGUCAAUUUCAGCUCAACCUUGAAUAUAUCAUGCUUACACAAGUUUUUUGUGAUUAGCAUGUGCACGGUUUUACUUUUCUGAGCACAAAACAAGUCAAUAUAGUUGCAUAUACAUUUUAAUUUCCAAUUAUGAGUUUUUGUGGUGGGAUUGAGGGAUUUUUUAGGGAUUUUCUUUUCACCAAAUUAAGUCAUUUAUCGAAAAUAACUCACAAUGCAAACUAAAUUUAGUGGUAAAGGUACAGAAGAAUCCCACAGACGUACGAAAGGAGCUUUAACGGCCUAAAAUAAACUCGGUGAACUUUUUUAAUUUGAAUGAAAGUGAUAUUGGCAAAGUCACAGAUGGAAAUAAAACAAAGUGUGGAGUUGACGAAUGGUGAUUUUGAGGUUCCUGUGAUGGCUUUUUGGUUCCUGCAUAUACGCCCUGCAUAGGUUCCAUGUUGAUUUUGUUCAAACAUGACAUGAGUGCAUCAGAUCCCUCAAAACUGUUGGCAGCUUUCCAGAGUUACUUCUUUCUUUUUUUGAAGAAGAUUUCUUUAUUUUGCUUCCUAUUCCAUGAAUCUAAAAUUGCAUAAAUUUAGUAAAGCGCUCAUGUGACAGUCUGUUUAUUCUGUAGCACUAAUAAGCUGUUCUUGAUUGCCGUUGUUCUGAAAUAAACGAAUACAUUUCUGAA
Molecule: messenger RNA, 2069 nt
Organism: Pseudoliparis swirei
Lineage: Eukaryota; Metazoa; Chordata; Actinopteri; Perciformes; Liparidae
Product: alpha-ketoglutarate-dependent dioxygenase alkB homolog 3-like
Exons: 9
Coding region: 6-902 (298 amino acids)
Biological process (GO): DNA repair; DNA alkylation repair
Cellular component (GO): nucleus
Molecular function (GO): dioxygenase activity
Source: RefSeq, a predicted model, not a curated record